AUGGCCGACCAAAUCGAAAUGCGUGAUCGUAUGACCGCUAUGGAAAAUCAACUCCAGCAGUUGCUCACCUCUAUGCAACUUAUGACAGAUCAAAUGCAAUCCCUCCAAAUGAAUCAGACUCUUGCAUCCGCUCUCCCCGAGAUAGUAGUCCCAAAGCAGACGAACAAGGCCCAAAUAGGUGAUGAUGACAUGCCGGAACUGGAGGAUGACCCACUGUUCGUCACAGCUGAAAAGGCUAAGCCCGACAAUGUCCCUAAGGCGGAGCAAGAUGAACGCUUCGCCAAACUUGAAGAGAAGCUGAAACAAUUGCAAGAAUCGCGGAAUUCACUCCCGUUCGACUUGUCGGUUUAUGAGAAAGUCAAAGUGCCGAAAAAGUUUAAGAUGCCGGAGUUCGAGAAAUACGAUGGUACUUCCUGUCCAAAGGCUCAUUUGCAGAUGUACCACGUACGCAUGGCCCAAUACGUCAAGAACGAGCCUCUCAUGAUCCAAUCGUUUCAUGCAAGUUUGACUGGGCCCGCACUCAACUGGUACAUAAUGAAGAAUGUAAACCUUCUCGACACCUGGAAUGAAGUGGCUGACGCUUUCCUAAAGCAGUAUAAGUUCAACAUGGACAUUGCGCCUUCCCGAGAUGAUCUUGAGUGGAUGGAGAAGAAGAAAAAUGAGUCAUUUAAGGAGUAUGCUGUAAGGUGGCGAAACUUGGCAGCUCAAGUCACUCAUGAGCCUACAAACAAGGAGUUGAUGAAGUUGUUCGUCAAAACUCUCCCGUAUGAGUUCCGUAACCGGAUGGCUAGCACAUACGUUGAGAACUUCAACCAACUUAUCCCAGUGGGUGAACAGAUCGAAAUGGGGCUAAGGGAUGGAUGGUUCAAUGAACCGACUCAUCAAGGCAAAAGGUUCACCAUGAAAAAAGAUAAAGAACCGAUCACUGAAGUCAAUGUUGCAUAUGCCCAACCAGCCCCUAGUAAGCCUCCGAUGGUUCGUAUCCUCGGGAAUCGCAAGAUGGAGGCCGAGUGCCCGCACCGGCAAUUCACCAAAAGGCAGUUCUCUCCUCUUCCCGGCCCUCUAUCUCGGUCUUGCCGAUACUCCGAAACAAGGGAUUGA
This is a messenger RNA of Eucalyptus grandis, 1101 nucleotides long. RefSeq lists its product as uncharacterized. The record is from RefSeq and is a predicted model, not a curated record. Bases 1 to 1101 code for a protein of 366 amino acids. Lineage: Eukaryota; Viridiplantae; Streptophyta; Magnoliopsida; Myrtales; Myrtaceae. The transcript has a single exon.